This is a messenger RNA of Aspergillus neoniger CBS 115656, 684 nucleotides long. RefSeq names its product cupin domain-containing protein. The transcript is spliced from 3 exons. NCBI's taxonomy places the organism in Eukaryota, Fungi, Ascomycota, Eurotiomycetes, Eurotiales, Aspergillaceae. The coding region runs from base 58 to 414 and encodes 118 amino acids. The record is from RefSeq and is a predicted model, not a curated record.
CUCAUACAAGUACUUACUAUCUAUUUGUGACUACUGCUACAAAUCCCUGCACCAAACAUGGCCAUCGCAUUCAAGCACCACCCUCGAUCCCAACAAACCUAUGAGCCUCCGCUCAUUGCCAAUGAGAAUGCCUUUCUGGGGGAUGUAGAUUCGAGUGACAGCUACAACCCCGAAAAACCCAUCUCAGCCGGCUUCUACCGUCUGGAAAAAGGCACUCCGCUGGUAUACGAAUACACCUUUGAUGAGAUGAAAAUCAUCCUGGAAGGCAAGUUCGAGAUCUCGGAUGAGACCGGCCAAAAGGUUGAGGCUUUUCCCGGGGAUGUGUUUCAUUUUCCCAAGGGGAGUAAGGUGACUUUUACGACGCCGUCGUAUGGGUUGGCUUUUUUUACGGGACAACGGGCCAAGACUGCUUGAGUGAUGAUGUAAUUGGAAUAUCCUGGGUUGUGAUGAAUUAAUUCCUUGCUGGUAAAACGGGCUAUUUAUUACUAUGUCUUAUUGAGGAAGAGAAGGGGGGAGAAAGAUAGUCUAGUUGAUGGCUGGGAGAUGAACCAUGGUUUGGGAGACAGAAAGGUUCCACUGCUUAUGGGAGCGGUUCCUUGGUUGUGUUUACGGGAAGUGUAAACAAGAACCAGGGCGCAAUGACGCCGGUGUGGAUUGCACCCCUCUUCUCUAAAUCAACUUGCU